GUCCUUCCUCCUCACCUGCCCACUGGCUAGCAGAGCUGUGACGGGCAAGUGCCUCUUUAAAGGCAGUGGGAGUGGGUAAGCUUCCUGGCACGCUGAUUGCUCUGGGAGGCCUUGUUCCUUCUUGUCACACUUGCUCUAGGGUGCCCUGCCUGAGACCCCCAGCGUGUGCACCUGCAGCUCCCAUUGACUUCAGCCAGAAAUGCCAGAAGGCCCGUCUGUGAAGAGGUUCCAGUUGCUGACUGCUCCUUUUGUGGGGCAGGUAGUGGCCAAGGUGGGAGGAAGCAGCAGGCAGAGAAACCUGAAGGAUCUGAAAGCAAUGAGGCUCCAGGACUCUCAGGCCUCUGGAAAGAAUUUAUUCCUGGCAUUUGGUGCCUCUCUGGAAGCACGGACCGUGGGUGGAAGCCCAUCUCCAAUCAUCCAAGGAAAGGAUGACAACGGGGCAUGCUCCCUUUCCCUUGCUCAGGAAGGUCAGGAGGAGGAUGUCUCUCAGCUAAGCCCCAAAGAACACAGUGUGCAGAGGAAGCAGGAAACUGAACGCUCAGUGCCUGAUGCCUCAGAUGCAGCAGGGGACACCUGGAAAUGGCUGCGCUUCCAUUUUGGCUUGUUUGGCAGCAUCCGGGCUAAUGAGUUCUCGAGAGCUAAUAAGGCAAACAAAAGAGGGGACUGGAAGGAUCCUGUGCCCAGGUUGGUUCUGCACUUCAACAGCGGUGGCUUCCUCGUCUUUUACAACUGCCAGAUCCACUGGUGCACCUCUCCCGCUGUGGAACCUGCUUCUGACAUCCUGUCUCCUGAGUUCCACCGGGGGCAGGCCUUGGCAGCCCUUCGCCAGCCGAUGCCCAUCUGCUACACCCUUCUGGACCAGAGAUAUUUCUCCGGUCUGGGGAACAUCAUUAAGAACGAGAUCUUGUAUUUGGCAAGGAUCCACCCAUUAUCGCAAGGCUCACUCUUGACUCUCUCAGAUCUUGAAUCCUUGCUGGAUCAUGCUGUUCAGUUCAGCACAGACUGGCUGCAUAAGAAGCUGGCUGGAAAAGGAUUACACUACCAGAUCUACCUGAAAGAAAAAUGUCCUCUUGGGCACGACGUGAUGCAGGGAACUUUUGGGCCCCAAGAUGGGUUUAAGAGGCUUAGCUGGUGGUGUGCUCAGUGCCAGCCUCGAGUACCUCCUGAAGGGAAUGACCCCAAAUCACUUAAACACUGAGUGAACAAAUAUGCCAGCCUUAAUGUGGAUUAUGAACACACUCUCCUGUUUUGCAGCACGUUGCCUUCUGGUCUUUUUGUGACAUGCCGUCCGUUGUACUGAGCAGAAAUCACUUAUCCCGAAAGGCAAAAUGUGGAGAGAAAAUAGAGCUUCAUUAAAAAGAGAGGGGAUGUUUUUGUGACGCUCCCAAGUCCAUAUUGCACUAUGAAGAGAAAUGAAGCAAAUGGUAGUAGGUGUAAAUCUCCUCCAGAAGUUAGGAGUUGUAGCCACUGAAAUAUUUGGCACCUUCAGAUUUGCUGAUGUAAAAAGUUUAAUGUUCAAUUUUUCUUCUGCCAGUGAAGCUGUAUAAAUAACGUCAGGGUGAUUGUCUUGUUUGUUUGACUGUUUUACAAACCUCCGGCCAAACCAAUUGGCUGGGAAGAGUAAGUCAGGGGCGGGCAAACUUUUUGGCCUGAGGACCGCAUCGGGUUUCGCAAAUUGUAUGGAGGGCCGGUUAGGGGAGGCUGUGCCUCCCCAAACAGCCAGGCGUGACCCGGCCCCUGCUUCUCACCCCUGAUGCCCUUCCCCCAGGACUCCUGCCCCAUCCAACCCCCCUCUCCCUGUCCCUUGACUGCCCCCAGAACCUCCACCCCUGACUGCCCCCCACCGCCCCAUCCAACCCCUUCUCUCAUUCCUGACUGCCCCCCCAGGACCCCUGCCCCAUCCAAACCCCCCUUCUCCCUGUCCCCUGACUGCCCCUGGAACCUCUGCCCUGACUGCCUCCCCCCAUCCUCUAACCGCCCAACCCCUAUUCACACCCCUGCCUCCUGACCACCACCCCUGAACUCCCCUGCCCUCUAUCCAACACCCCCCCCCCCACUCCCCGCCCCCUUACCGCACUGCCUGGAGCACUGGUGGCUGGCGGCGUUAGAGCCGAGCCGCCCGGCUGGAGCCAGCCACGCACCGCACACCACAGCGCACCAGGUCAGGCCGGACCCUGCAGCUGCGCUGCCCCCAGGAGCUCGCAGCCCCGCCGCCCAGAGCAUGGUGCUGGCGGCGCAGUGAGUUGAGGCUGCGGGGGAGGGGCUGGGGGCGAGCCUCCUGGGCCAGGAGCUCAGGGGCCAGGCAGGAGGGUGCCGCGGGCUGGAUGUGGCCCACGGGCCGUAGUUUGCCCACCUCUGGAGUAAGUAAUGGGAAGUGGAACUUUCCUCCCCUAAGCCAGCGAUUCACGUGCAGCCGGCUUGAUGGUGCUUAAGCAUUCUUAUGACCCUAACAGCUUGGCAUCCGGUGUGAAAUAAGGUGCUCUUGGUUCAGUUCCAUGUGGACACGUGUUCACAUCCCAAAACCACUGGCACCUUUACUGGCACUCUCAGCCGAGAGCCCACGGAUAGAAGUGGUCCUUCCAGCACAGGGCAGAGAGGGGAAAGCUUUUACUACAACUGCCUGUGCCAACUUCUGACACAGGGCUGUGGAGCUCUCGCAAUUCAAUGAGAAACACUUUCCUUCCAACACCAGCCUGUGCUUUGGGGAGAAAGAAAUCACGAUCUUGAUCAGCUUUAAGAUGUUACAAUCCCCUCAUUUGCAUCGCGGCUUAGAUCUGACCUACGUAUGUGCUCACCAGGUGCUGAAGCUGCUGCGUCAAUUAUUUUUAAGAGG
Molecule: messenger RNA, 2833 nt
Organism: Chelonia mydas (Green sea turtle)
Lineage: Eukaryota; Metazoa; Chordata; Testudines; Cheloniidae
Gene: NEIL2
Product: nei like DNA glycosylase 2
Exons: 5
Coding region: 200-1198 (332 amino acids)
Biological process (GO): base-excision repair
Cellular component (GO): nucleus
Molecular function (GO): zinc ion binding; DNA N-glycosylase activity; DNA-(apurinic or apyrimidinic site) endonuclease activity
Source: RefSeq, a predicted model, not a curated record